This is a messenger RNA of Lonchura striata (white-rumped munia), 2353 nucleotides long. RefSeq names its product lipase G, endothelial type (gene LIPG). Gene Ontology annotation, biological process: lipid catabolic process. Gene Ontology annotation, molecular function: lipoprotein lipase activity; protein binding. The record is from RefSeq and is a predicted model, not a curated record. NCBI's taxonomy places the organism in Eukaryota, Metazoa, Chordata, Aves, Passeriformes, Estrildidae.
UGGCCCCGCCCCGCCAUGGUGCCACUGUUAAAGCGGCGCCGCCGCCGCCGCCGCGCGUGUGUCCGUCGGUCCGUCCGUCCUCCCAUCCAUCCGUCCAUCCAUCCGUCCAUCCAUCCGUCCAUCCAUCCGUCCGUCCAUCCAUCCAUCCACCCAUCCUUUCCUUCCUUCCCUGCUCCAGCCCUCCCUGUCCGGCCGCCCUCCCGAGCCAUGAGGAGGCUCUUCCUCCUGCUGUGCAGCGCCGUGUCCUGGUGCAUCGCGGCGCGGGGCGCGGAGGCGGCGCUGCCCGCGGCUGGAGAUGGCAGCGCGGAGCGUGUGCCGGCGCAGAAGGCGAGGGUGAAGUUCGGUCUGCGCUCCUCGCCGGGCGCCGGUGAGGAUGGUUGCACGCUCGCCAUCGGCCAGCACCAGUGCUUGGAGGACUGCAAGUUCAACGUGACAGCUAAAACCUUCUUCAUCAUUCACGGCUGGACGAUGAGUGGCAUGUUCGAAACCUGGCUUGACAGCUUGGUGUCCGCUCUGCGGGAGAGGGAGAAGGAUGCCAACGUGGUCGUGGUGGACUGGCUUUCUCUUGCCCACCAGCUCUACACCGAUGCCGUGAACAACACGCAGAUUGUUGGAAAAACCAUAGCGAGGUUGCUUGACUGGUUACAGGAAAACCCCUUGUUCAAGCUUGAGAAUGUCCACCUGAUUGGGUACAGCCUGGGUGCCCAUGUGGCUGGCUUUGCUGGUAACCACGUCCAUGGCACUAUAGGCAGAAUUACAGGCUUGGAUCCUGCCGGCCCCAUGUUUGAAGGAGUGGACCCCAGCAGGCGCCUCUCCCCUGAUGAUGCCAACUUUGUGGAUGUCCUUCACACCUACACCAGGGAAACACUGGGUGUUAGCAUUGGGAUCCAGAUGCCUGUGGGACACCUUGACAUCUACCCCAACGGGGGAGACUUCCAGCCUGGUUGUGGCCUAAGUGAUGUCUUGGGAGCCAUUGCCUAUGGGACAAUUGGAGAAGUUGUAAAAUGCGAGCACGAGCGGUCUGUGCACCUCUUCGUGGACUCCCUGGUGAACCAGGACAAGCAGAGCUUCGCGUUUCAGUGCACCGAUUCCAGCCGCUUCAAGAAGGGAAUCUGCCUGAGCUGCCGCAAGAACCGCUGCAACGGCAUCGGCUACAACGCCCGCAGGAUCCGGCACAAGAGGAACAGCAAGAUGUACCUGAAAACCAGGGCUGACAUGCCCUUCAAAGUCUACCACUACCAGAUGAAAAUGCACGUCUUCAGCUAUAAGGGCCUGGGAGAGGUUGAUCCCACCUUCUCUGUCACUCUCCAUGGCACCAAUGGAGACUCUGAGCCCCUCUCCUUAGAAAUGCUUGAUCUAAUUGGCCUAAAUGCUACGAACACCUUCCUGGUCUAUACUGAGGAGGACAUGGGUGAACUUCUGAAAAUAAAGCUCACCUGGGAAGGGACAUCUCAGUCGUGGUAUGAUCUGUGGAAAGAGCUGAGGAGCUACUGGUACAGGCCUGUGAAUUCCUCUCAGGAGCUCCACAUCAGACGAAUACGUGUGAAAUCUGGGGAAACACAACUGAGGUUUGCUUUCUGUGUGGAAGACUCCCAGCUAACCAGUAUAUCUCCUGGCAAAGAGCUCUGGUUUGUGAAGUGCACAGAGGAAUGGCAGAAAAGGUCUGUCUCAAAUCUGCUCUGAAGGCUUCCUUAAAGACUCACAACCAAGCAACCUAGAUGCAUGAAGACCACACAGGUGGCAAGAUGCUCUGGGAGAAGCCUGGCUUGGUAGCACUUAAAGAAAUUAGCUCUUCAGGACAGAACAUCUUGAAUUGGAUGCAAGAAACUGAGGAGCAAUUGAUGAACUGUGGUCCUAGACCUAGAAUAACUAAAACUCUAUUUUCCCUUUCCCAAGGAGCCUGGUUUGUGCAUUUAACCUUACCAUGACCUGUUACACGCUGCAUUUUCCCUUCCCUGCUCCCCAUUAACCAGGACUAUGGAUGAGAUCUUCACAGACUGAGACCUCAGCAAUGAUCUUCUGGUCUGCCUGCCAGUGGAGUUGAGAAGACAAAUAACCAUGCUGACUACCUGUCAGACUGUGGGUGACAGAGCUGCCAAGAACAAAUUAGCACCUAGGGUAGGGGUUACCACGGUCCUGUAGCACUGUGGGCUGUGGGAAGGUGAGACCAGCACAGGUCAGGUGUGUGGGGUUGUCCAGGGAAGGGCUGGGGAUAAGCACAAUGCCACUUAACUUCAAAUUGUCCUUUGCUUGCCUUAAAAAGAAUCUGCUCUGAUACUGAAAUGUCUAUUUGCCUGACAUAUGGCCCGAUGAGAAGGCAGAGCUCUGUCCUCCCUGUGCCUGGGGCAGGACG